Molecule: messenger RNA, 2304 nt
Organism: Eutrema salsugineum
Lineage: Eukaryota; Viridiplantae; Streptophyta; Magnoliopsida; Brassicales; Brassicaceae
Exons: 5
Coding region: 1-2304 (767 amino acids)
Biological process (GO): DNA integration
Molecular function (GO): nucleic acid binding
Source: RefSeq, a predicted model, not a curated record
AUGAGGCUCGGAGUUUGCCACGGUUGGGGUUGCCACGGGAUGAAUCUUAGGCCGUGGCAAAAUGCAGGGGGAAUGUCCAAUGCCCGGGGUUUGCCACGAGAGGAGUGCCACGGGAUGAAGACCUGGCCGUGGCUAAGCAAAAGCGAAGCGGCCAAGGUUCGUGGGAUGACACGUUCUACAAGACACGAGUCCAAGAUGUGGCCGUGGCAAAGCAAAUGGUGCACAACCCCGGUUCGGCCUUUGCCACGGAAGCUGAAUGCAGCGACCAGGAAAUAUCACUUUCCAUUGCCCUUUAUUGAUCAGAUGCUGGAGAGACUUGCAAGCCAUCCCUACUACUGCUUCCUCGAUGGGUACUCAGGAUUUUUCCAGAUCCCUAUCCACCCAGACGAUCAGGAGAAGACCACCUUUACAUGUCCAUACGGCACUUUCGCAUAUCGCAGGAUGCCCUUUGGACUCUGUAAUGCUCCUGCGACGUUUCAGAGAUGUAUGAUGUCCAUCUUCACUGACAUGAUUGAGGAUUUCAUGGAGGACUGUCUGGAUAAUCUCUGCAAGGUUCUAGCUCGCUGUGAAGAGAAACACUUGGUCCUUAACUGGGAAAAGUGUCACUUUAUGGUCAGAGAUGGGAUUGUGCUUGGACACAAGGUUUCUGCAGCUGGUAUCGAAGUGGACCGUGCGAAGAUCGACGUCAUGACGAGCUUGCCACCACCCGAUUCUGCGAAAUCGGUUAGAAGUUUUCUGGGUCAUGCAGGCUUCUAUCGUCGCUUCAUCAAAGAUUUCAGCAAGAUUGCACGCCCUCUUACUGCUCUGCUCUGCAAAGAUGCUAAGUUUGAGUUUACAGAUGAGUGCCUUGCUGCGUUCGAACAGAUCAAGCAUGCCCUGAUAAGCGCCCCCAUUGUGCAGCCUCCUGACUGGAAUUUGCCUUUUGAGGUGUUGUGUGAUGCUAGUGAUUUUUCUGUUGGUGCUGUUCUAGGACAGAAGAAGGAUAAAAAGCUUCAUGCCAUCUACUAUGCCAGUCGAACUUUGGAUGAUGCUCAAAGGAAUUAUGCUACUACUGAGAAAGAGCUACUUCCUGAGACCAGUUCAGCUGCUGUAUCCGCUACCCAACGCCCUUGGUAUGCCGAUAUUGCCAAUUAUCUCGCUGCAGAGGCUGAGCCUGAGAACUUUAAGGGCUAUGCAAAGAAGAAGUUCCUGAGAGAGCUGCGAAGAUACCACUGGGAUGAGCCAUAUCUGUACAAGCACUGUUCUGAUGGGAUUUACAGAAGAUGCAUUGCAGAGUCAGAAGUUCCAGAAGUGCUGUUUCAUUGUCAUGGAUCCGAAUAUGCUGGACACUUUGCAACAUUCAAAACAGUGUCUAAGGUUCUUCAAGCAGGCUUCUGGUGGCCCACCAUGUUUCGCGACGCACAUGCAUUCAUCUCGCAGUGCGAUGCUUGUCAGAGGAGAGGAAAGAUCAGCAAACGACAUGAGAUGCCACAGAAUUUCAUCCUUGAGGUUGAGGUAUUCGACUGCUGGGGUAUCGAUUUCAUGGGUCCUUUUCCCUCUUCUUAUGGGAACAAGUACAUCCUGGUUGCUGUUGAUUAUGUCUCAAAGUGGGUCGAAGCCAUUGCCAGUCCCACCAACGACUCUUCAGUGGUCCUUAAGAUGAAGCAUGGAGUUCAUCAUCGAGUUGCCACUCCUUAUCACCCUCAGACGAGUGGACAGGUCGAAGUCUCGAAUCGUCAGAUCAAAGAGAUUCUGGAGAAGGCAGUGGGAAAAACUCGAAAGGAUUGGGCUGCGAAGUUGGACGAUGCACUCUGGGCGUACAGGACAGCGUUCAAAACACCUCUAGGCACCACACCUUUCCACCUGCUCUAUGGAAAGCCCUGUCACCUUCCAGUGGAGAUUGAACACAAAGCAGCCUGGGCGAUAAAGCUGAUGAAUUUCGACAUCAAGUCUGCUGCAGAGAGGAGACUGAUACAACUGAAUGAGUUGGACGAAAUCAGGUACCAUGCCUAUGAGAAUUCGAAGUUGUACAAAGAGAGGACCAAGGCGUAUCACGAUUCCGAAAUCCUCUCCAGGCAACUCGAACCGAAUGAUCAGGUACUUCUGUAUAAUUCUCGUUUGCAAUUGUUUCCUGGUAAACUUCGUUCUCGAUGGUCAGGUCCUUUCAUAGUCAAAGAGGUUCGCCCCUAUGGUGCUAUCGUCCUCCUCACACCAGAUGGUAGCAGGGAGUUCACAGUCAAUGGACAAAGGGUGAAGCACUACUGGGCCAAAGCUGAGAUUCCGGAUGGACAUAUCGUGCCUCUGGAUGGUGCACCUCCUGCUUGA